Nyctereutes procyonoides (raccoon dog) is the source of this 2355-nucleotide messenger RNA. It is a transcript of the gene CALCOCO2, whose product is annotated as calcium binding and coiled-coil domain 2. The record is from RefSeq and is a predicted model, not a curated record. The coding region runs from base 78 to 1427 and encodes 449 amino acids. Gene Ontology annotation, cellular component: PML body; autophagosome. NCBI's taxonomy places the organism in Eukaryota, Metazoa, Chordata, Mammalia, Carnivora, Canidae. The transcript is spliced from 13 exons. Gene Ontology annotation, biological process: positive regulation of autophagosome maturation; xenophagy.
UUUUAGCUCCGCCCCUACCCCUUGCUCUGCCCUGUUGCUGUUGCGCCGACGCCGGCUGCUACCCCCGGACGCCCACCAUGGAAGAGACAGUAGAAGAUCCCCCCACGUCAGCUGUCUUGCUGGAUCAUUGUCAUUUCUCUCAGGUCAUCUUUAACAGUGUGGAGAAGUUCUAUGUCCCUGGAGGGGAUGUCACAUGCUAUUACACGCUCACCCAGCAUUUCAUUCCCCGUCGAAAGGAUUGGAUUGGCAUCUUUAGAGUGGGAUGGAAGACAACCCGUGAGUAUUACACCUUCAUGUGGGUCACUUUGCCUGUUGAUCUAAACAGCGACUCAGCCAAACAGCAGGAAGUCCAGUUCAAAGCUUAUUACCUCCCCAAGGAUGAUGAGUAUUACCAGUUCUGCUAUGUGGAUCAGGAUGGUGUAGUUCGGGGAGCAAGUAUCCCUUUCCAGUUCCGUCCAGAAAAUGAGGAGGAUAUCCUGGUUGUUACCACUCAGGGUGAGGUGGAAGAAAUUGAACAGCACAAUAAGGAGCUUUGCAAAGAAAACCAGGAGCUGAAGGACAGCUGUGUCAGCCUCCAGAAGCAGAAUUCAGACAUGCAGGCUGAGCUCCAAAAGAAGGAGGAGGACCUAGAAACUUUAAAGAGCACCAAUAAGAAAUUGGAACAGCAAGUGAAGGCGCAGAAGGACUGCUGGGAGACAGAGCUGCUUCAACUGAAAGAACAAAAUCAGAAGAUGGCCACAGAAAAUGAGAAGCUGGGAGUCCGAGUGGAGCAGCUCCAGGCCCAGCUUUCAACUGAAGAGAAAGAAAUAGAGAAGCUUGUUCAGGGCAAUCAAGAUAAGACAGAGCAAUUGGAGCAUCUGAAAAAGGAAAAGAGCCAACUCCUUCUCACUUUAACUCAACAGAAGGAGCACCAGAAGAAGCUGGAGCAGACGGUAGAGGAAAUGAAGCAGGAAGAAACAACUGCCAAGAAGAAACAACAAGAGUUAACGGAUGAGAACUCUGGCCUGUCUAAAACACUGAGUGAGAACAAGAUUAUGUGUAGCACUCUGCAAAGAGAAAAAGAGAGGUUGGAAAAAGAAAAUGAUCUUUUGAAGAGGGAGAACAGCAGAUUGCUGAGUUACAUGGGUCUGGAUUUUGACUCGUUGCCAUAUCAAGCACCUACUUCAGAUCAAGGAGGUGCAGGACAAAACCCAGCACUUGUCUAUGGAAACCCAUAUUCUGGUAUCCAGGAAAGUUCAGCCCCAAGCCUGCGCACCAAGAAGAGAUGCCCCACCUGCAAAUCAGACUUGGCUGACGACAUUUUUGGUCCCACCUUGGAGCAGCAGCACAUGGAGGCUCUUUGUUUGAAUUGUCCAAUUUGUGACAAGACCUUCCCAGCAAGAGAGAAGCAGAUCUUUGAAGACCAUGUGUUUUGCCACACUCUCUGAGUGUCCCAGCCUCGGGUCUGUACCGUACUCGGGCUUUCAUAGAGUAGAACCUAUAGCUUCUACUUAGGAGUUACGACCCAUGAUCCUGCCUAACAUGAAAUUAGGGAUUUAACUCAGUCCUGCUGCCCUAAGGAUGGAGUCACGUCGAUUAUCUGAAGAAUAGUGGUGAGCGCUUACUUCCAUCCUUGUGAGUUACUACCUUUUAGAUCACACAACUAGCUGGGUCAUCCUCACCUCUGGUGCCCAGUCUUAUGAGGGCCUCCGGUGUAAGGGCCCUGGGCUGGAACUGAGCGGGCCCUUCAUUCACAACAGCCUUGACUUGAGUACGAAGUAAUUCCUUUUCUGAGUUGGCCCAGUGCCCAUCAAGGUCAGCCCUUGAGUAUAUUUGCAGUCAGCUCUCAGUCCUAACCUUGUGGCUGGUGAUUGAGCAGAGAUUGAGAAUUUCUUCCUCCUCCUCCUCUCCCUCCUCCACCACCACCACCACCACCACCACCACCUCCACCUCCACGUCCUCAGGUCUCUUUCUCCCACUGAUUGAAUUAAAGUAGCCAAAAAGGGCACCACAGACAACUCCAACAUCCAAUUGCAAUACCAAAGGUUUCUCAUCCUGAUUUCUCAGCUCCCAGCAGAAACAUCUUAUUCCUGAACCAUGGAUACAAAAUAUUAUUUCAGUCACAGAAAGCCUUCUUUGUCUCUGGAUACCUCUGGCAUUUUCUACUCUUUGAUCUUUCCUAUUCACAUAAUCUUUAUUGUAACUCCUUUCCUAAUUAUUAGUAGGACUUGUUAGAAACUGUCUGGGUCUGCCUCUUUCUGAGCAGGUGAGUUUGAAUAUGGAUAAGUCAGAAUAAUGAGAACUAUUGUUAAUCUCUUUAAUACUAAAAAUAAACUUGUCCUCUAUUUCGGGGACUUUGGUCAUUUAAAUUGGUAA